GCCUGGAGCCUUGCUCCGCCUCACUUUUAAACUCUGAAACUCCUCAUCAAUGAUUCACUCUCUUGAAGUCGACCUUCCUUUGUGACCGUCUAACAAUUUUUUCGGGAACUGACCUCAGAUCAGCUUCUGACAGCUCUGCUUUGAGUCCCGUCAGUGUCCUGAAGCGAGCGGACUGCCUGCACACUGAUCUCCUCAUCCUCUGCACGCAGCAUCUUGUUCCUUACAAACCAGAACUACCAGCUCCUACAGAUCCUAGGGUUGUCAUACUGAGUUCAGCAGUGGAUUUAGAAUCACACACAUACACACACACAACGGAAGAAAGGAGUGGAAGUGGAAUGGAUAAUAGCCAUGGCACAAUGUAAUCUGCGGUCACCAUCCUCCUCUCCUCACGAUGAUGUCAACCUGGGACCUUCAGCUGACCCACAUGCCAGGCCCACUGACUUUGACUUCUUGGCUGUCAUUGGCAAAGGGACUUUCGGAAAGGUCCUGCUCGCCAAGCUCAAAGCCGACAACAAAUUCUACGCCGUCAAAGUGCUGCAGAAGAAAGUCAUCCUGAAGAAAAAAGAGCAAAAGAACAUUAUGGCAGAGAGAAAUGUGCUGCUGAAGAGUCUGAAACAUCCGUUUCUGGUUCGGCUCCACUACUCCUUCCAGACCCCAGAGAAACUCUACUUUGUCCUCGACUAUGUAAAUGGGGGAGAGUUGUUCUUCCACCUGCAGAGAGAGAGAUGUUUCUCUGAGCCCCGGGCGAGGUUCUACAUUGCCGAGGUGGCGAGCGCUAUCGGCUACCUUCACUCUCUCAACAUCGUUUACAGAGAUCUGAAACCAGAGAAUAUUCUUUUAGACUCUCAGGGUCAUGUGGUGCUAACAGAUUUUGGGCUGUGCAAAGAGGGCGUAGAACCGGAGGGAACCACAUCGACGUUCUGUGGAACUCCAGAAUACUUGGCUCCGGAGGUCCUUCGCAAGGAACCUUACGACAGGACAGUGGACUGGUGGUGUCUAGGAGUAGUGCUCUAUGAGAUGAUCUACAGCCUGGUGAUAAAGACAUACAACCUGUACAUCCCUAAAAGUAAUCACAAGUACCAAAGUCAAGACUUACACAACAAAAUCAUGGACAUAAGAAAACCUCCUUUCUACAGCCGUGACGUCGGUGAAAUGUACGAUGGCAUCCUCCACAAGCCACUGCCACUGCUUCCAGGGAAGUCUGAGGCCGUCUGCUCUCUGCUGGCGGGACUUCUGCAGAAGGACCAGCACAGGCGCCUCGGGGCCAUCGCCGACUUUCUUGAAAUAAAGAACCACACCUUCUUCACACCGAUCAACUGGGACGACCUUUACCACAAGAGAAUCACUCCUCCUUACAACCCUAAUGUGAGGGGCCCAGCUGACACUCAGCAUAUUGAUCCAGAGUUCACCAGAGAAAUGGUUCCUAACUCGGUGAGUCGGACCCCAGAGCUCAACGCCAGCACCAGCUCCAACAAUGCCUUCAAUGGGUUCUCCUUUGUUGCCAGCGAGGACAGCUUUCUGUGAGAGACCAAGAUCCUUACAAACAGAUCACACACAGUGAUCACACCUCUUUUGAGUUUAGUUCUCAUGGGAAUAAGAGCUCCUCAUGUAUUAUGGUAACCAUUGCAGAGGUCCCACAGUGCAUCUAUUGCACAGCAGGGAUUUCCAAGUUGUUCCUCGUGAGGGUGUAGCAAAGAAGGUGGCCUGUAUAAAACAAAAUGCCUGAAAUGAAAACAUUUAAGGUUCACAUAUAUAGAACUUUCUGCCUGGAUAUUUUCCCAGGCCCGCCCUGUGGAGAAUCUUGCCAAAUACACAGGGCUCAUAAGAAGUGGGAGCAUCUUUAAGAUGCAGUGCAAAUUAUUUUUAUUCAAUUCAUUUGCAAAGGAAUGAACAACAUGUAAGGCUGGAUUUACACAAGAGAUGUUUUAUAAUUCUUUUAUAUACAUCUGUUUAAAAAGAAAAAAAAACCACAACAUUGUCUUCCUGUGUACAUCCAGACUUGAUGUUGUCUGUCUUGAGGAUCCCAUUUCUAUAGAAAACCAGAAAACUGAGAAUGACAUACAGAAUAUGGAAAAGGCAAUUAAAAAAAAAAAAAAGUCUCACACUUACACUCUAGAGACAGCUGGGUAAAAAAAAAAAAUCCUUUUUAACAUCAGGUAUCAGUACAUGCUUUUGUCACAUUGGUAUGAUAUGUUAAAGAAAGUCUGGCUUUUACCUGUUUUUACACUGUUCUGCAGGGUCAGAUUUCACUGGGAAACUGUUGCAUUGCUCUAUGGCACAAAGGCAGAUUCCUGUGCAGCACAAAAUUUCCAAACUUCCUGUUGUAAACAUUGUUACUAAGUACACAGUAUAUAAGUAUAUAAAGUUAAUGUUUCUUACUACAUAAAACAAAAAAGAUAUAUAAAACAGAAAAGAAGAAGAUGUGCAAAGGGAUGUCAGUCCGUUAAUGAUGCAAGUGACUGAUUCCAAUGUUUUUCUUCUUCCUUUAUGACCUGAAGAAAAUCUUUGAAAAGAUAAACAAAGGAGUUGGAAAAUAAAGAUAAAAAUAAUCUUACUAACAGAGAGAUAACACUGUGAGUGACGUAGCUGGCGUGAAACAGUGCCUACUAGUCAUCACAACAGUGGUCCUGUCUGUUAAUGUACCGAAUAUCUAAAUGAAUAUGCAGAUGGAUCACUGCUGUUAAAAACUGCUCCAUGUGGAAGACUUUUAAAAUGUCAGUUGAUACACCGCAGUGUGCACAUUGUGUGGAUUAUGUGGUUUGUUAUGUGGAUUAUAGUUUAGUUUUCCGUAUUGUAACUGAGGAAAGUCCUCACAUAUGUUUGUCUGGAAAUUAUUUCAGCCUGUAGAUAGCAGACAGCGAUAUUAAGUAGUUAUAUUUCAUGAUAUGUAACAGGCUAAAACAGUUCAUGUUAUUAUGAAAAAAAUAUAUCUGACAUCUGUAAAUAUACAAAGCGGCUUUGCAAUAGGAUUAUGUACUGUAGAAAUGUGAUUUUUAUCAGCGUAAACCAUGAAGUGCUUCUCUGCCUUGGAAAUGAAAUUGGUGAUGGAUGGAGUUUGAUGUUGGCAGUGAUGGGAGAUACGGUUAGAAAAUGUACAUCUGAUGUCUUGCAUUUCUUUUUUAUUAUUCCAUUCAUAUAUACUUAAAGUCCUGUUUUUGCAUCUGAUAUUAAAGAAGCUCCAAUGUAUUCCCAUUGUAUUCAGAUUCCUCAAGAUAGCGUGGUACUAUUUACCUCCUUAAAAACGUCUGUUGGUUUUGUUCAAAGUUUUAAUUUCACAGAAAAACUGUAUCAGAUGCUUUUCUAUGAAACCAAAUAAACUAACAGGGAAAUAACAAUGUAUUUCCUUGGAGAGGACAGCUUUAAUUGAGUCCUUUAAAUGGUCUAAAUGAUUAAUGGCAAAACUCAGGGACAAACGCUGCUCCGACUCUCCCGGUUCACCGUUUGCCUUCUAAAGCUGUAACCCUUCAUGCCAGGCUGUUAUUCCCUGACUGAUCUUGUAAACAGAGGGUUUGACGUUACACACUGUUGGGUCAUGCUGCCAGCAGCAGCAUCACUGUGGGCAAAUGACAGCAGAAGAAAAAUUCCAUUUGCGUGUGUGUGUGUACAUAGAAAACUUGUUAAUCAAUCAAACAGCUGUCAAAACAUUUAAGGUGUACUUUUGAACGAACCAUUAAACAUGAUGUGUGCAUAACAGAAACAGUGUUUUUGAUAAUUAACCAAUCAGGGACCAGCUUGUACAGAAAAUGUUCCAUGUUGUAAGAACAAUUUUGGGAUACUUGGACUUGAGUAUUUCCAUUUUUAUUUCUCUCUUUUAUACUUAGCUAUAGGACCUUAGCUCAGCUAUAGGUACAAGUUAUUUUGCGGAUUAUUUUCUAAUAAAAUGCGAUCAGCUUCUAAAACCGGAUGCCUGUCUUCGUGAAAUAGAAAAUCUGGAAUUGAGU
Messenger RNA from Xiphias gladius (swordfish), 3941 nucleotides. It is a transcript of the gene sgk2a, whose product is annotated as serum/glucocorticoid regulated kinase 2a. Bases 349 to 1524 code for a protein of 391 amino acids. The transcript has 15 exons. Gene Ontology annotation, biological process: protein phosphorylation. Lineage: Eukaryota; Metazoa; Chordata; Actinopteri; Istiophoriformes; Xiphiidae. Gene Ontology annotation, molecular function: protein serine/threonine kinase activity; ATP binding. The record is from RefSeq and is a predicted model, not a curated record.